AUGAGGCACGCUGGUUCUUGGAAACUAUGGCUCUGGGUGGCAAUGCUUCUGCUUCCUGCUUCCAUUUCCGUGACGGUCAGGGACAAGUCAGAAAGACAGUGUCCUUUACUGAGAACAGAGGGACAUCAAUUUACCCAGGACAACAGAGAUAAGCUUGAAAUUUCAGGUUUUGACCUAGGAGAGAGCUUUUCUCUGAGACGUGCAUUUUGUGAAGGUGAUAAAACCUGUUUCAAAUUGGGAAGUGCAUUUCUUAUUAGAGAUACCAUUAAGAUAUUUCCCAAAGGCCUUCCUGAUGAGUACGCCAUAGCAGCUAUGUUUCGAAUACGAAGAAGCACCAAAAAGGAACGGUGGCUCCUGUGGCAGGUUUUAAACCAACAGAAUAUACCACAGGUUUCUAUAGUAGUUGAUGGUGGAAAGAAAGUGGUGGAAUUUAUGUUCCGAGCUCCUGAGGGAGAUGUGUUGAACUACAUUUUUAAAAAUCGAGAACUCCGUCCUUUGUUUGAUCGUCAAUGGCAUAAACUUGGCAUUGGUAUACAAUCCCGGGGCAUUUCACUCUAUAUGGAUUGUAAUUUAAUUGCAAGCCGGCAUAUAGAUGAAAAGGACACUGUGGACCUUCGUGGAAGGACUGUUAUUGCUGCACGAGCUUCCGAUGGCAAGCCUGUGGACAUUGAACUUCACCAAUUUAAAAUCUACUGUAACUCAAACUUCCUAGCUCAAGAAACAUGUUGCGAAAUAUCAGAUACUAAGUGUCCAGAGCAGAAUGGCUAUGGAAGUACUGCGUCAUCAUUGUUACCUGCUCACGCCAGCAAAAUGUCUGCCUAUCUACCAGCAAAGCAGGAACUUCAAGACCGGUGCCAGUGCAUUCCAAACAAGGGAGAAGCAGGAUUGCCAGGAACUCCGGGCUCACUUGGUCAGAAAGGGGAUAAAGGAGAACAGGGUGAAAAUGGUUUACAUGGAGCUCCAGGCUUAGCUGGUCAAAAGGGAGAGCAAGGUUUUGAAGGCAGCAAAGGAGAAAUUGGUGAAAAGGGUGAACAAGGAGAAAAAGGAGAUCCAGGCCUGGCUGGCAUUAAUGGACAAAAUGGUUUGAAAGGUGACUUGGGUCCUCAUGGUCCACCUGGUCCAAAAGGAGAAAAGGGAGAUACCGGACCUCCAGGACCACCAGCCUUAACUAGUUCCCUGGGGAUACGGGGUCCACAGGGUCCACCUGGAAAAGAAGGUCAGAGGGGAAGACGAGGAAAAACAGGUCCUCCAGGAAAACCAGGCCCCCCAGGACCGCCUGGACCUCCUGGAAUACAAGGAGUACAACAGACUCUUGGAUAUUAUAAUAAGGGAAACCUUGGUGAAUAUGGAGCUCAUGGCCUAAAAGGAGAGAAGGGUGAAACCGGACAACCAGGAUUCCCAGGGUCCAUUGGCCCUAAAGGUCAAAAAGGAGAAUCGGGAGAACUUCUUACUAAAGGUGAAAAGGGAGAUAGAGGAGAACCCGGGCUAAUGGGAUCACAGGGAAUAAAGGGUGAACCUGGAGAUCCUGGUCCCCCCGGUUUAAUAGGAAGCCCAGGACUAAAGGGUCAACAAGGACCUGCAGGUUCUAUGGGACCUAGAGGACUGCCAGGAGAUACCGGAUUGCCAGGAGAACAUGGUAUCCCGGGAAAGCAAGGCAUUAAAGGAGAAAAGGGAGAUCCAGGUGGGAUUGUAGGCCCUCCUGGGCUUCCAGGUCCAAAAGGUGAGGCUGGUCCUCCAGGGAAAAGCCUGCCAGGGGAACCGGGAUUAGAUGGAAAUCCUGGAGCACCUGGUCCUCGUGGGCCAAAGGGCGAGCGAGGACUGCCGGGCGUCCACGGUUCCCCAGGUGACAGAGGUCCACCGGGGGUGGGAGUUCCUGGCCGAAUAGGCUCCCAAGGACCCGCUGGAGAGCCAGGUAUUCAGGGUCCUCGAGGUCUCCCUGGAUUGCCAGGGACUCCAGGGACCCCAGGGAAUGAUGGAGCUCCAGGGAGGGAUGGAAAGCCAGGUCUGCCAGGCCCCCCAGGUGACCCGAUUGCACUUCCUCUCUUGGGAGACAUCGGUGUCUUGCUUAAGAACUUCUGUGGCAACUGCCAAGCCAGUGUCCCCGGGCUGAAAAGCAACAAAGAAGAAGCUGGUGCUGGUGAGCCUGGAAAGUACGAUUCUAUAGCCCAGAAGGGUGAUACAGGCCCGCGGGGUCCUCCAGGAAUCCCAGGCAGGGAGGGACCAAAGGGAAACAAAGGAGAGCGGGGCUACCCUGGGAUACCUGGUGAGAAAGGUGAUGAGGGUCUUCAAGGAAUUCCAGGUCUUCCGGGUGCCCCCGGUCCCACUGGACCCCCUGGUUUGUUGGGAAGAACUGGACAUCCUGGUCCUGUGGGAGCAAAGGGUGACAAGGGCAGUGAGGGACCCCCUGGGAGACCUGGACCACCUGGACCACCUGGUGUACAAUUCAAUGAAGGAAAUGGAAUGAGCAGUUUAUAUAAAAUCCAGGGAGGUGUGAAUGUUCCCAGUUUUCCGGGGCCCCCUGGCCCCCCUGGCCCUAAAGGAGACCCUGGCCCAGUGGGAGAACCUGGUGCAAUGGGGCUGCCAGGACUAGAAGGAUUUCCAGGUGUAAAGGGGGAUCGAGGCCCAGAAGGUCCCCCAGGAAUAGCUGGAAUAUCGGGAAAACCUGGAGCCCCAGGGCCUCCGGGAGUCCCAGGAGAACCGGGUGACAGAGGGCCUGUUGGAGAUAUAGGUUUCCCUGGACCAGAAGGACCCUCUGGAAGGCCAGGAAUAAAUGGAAAAGAUGGAUUACCAGGUGCUCAGGGUAUCAUGGGUAAACCUGGAGAUAGAGGCCCCAAAGGAGAACGUGGUGACCAGGGAAUUCCAGGGGACAGAGGCCCACAAGGUGAACAGGGGAAACCAGGCCUUCCAGGCAUGAAGGGAGUCAUAGGUCCUGUGGGGCCACCCGGAAGCAAGGGUUCCACGGGAUCCCCCGGGCACCAAGGCCCUCCAGGCAAUCCAGGCAUCCCAGGCACUCCGGCUGAUGCAGUUUCAUUUGAAGAAAUAAAGAAGUAUAUUAAUCAAGAGGUUCUAAGGAUUUUUGAAGAGAGGAUGGCCGUGUUCCUAUCACAGCUCAAGCUGCCAGCAGCAAUGUUGGCUGCUCAAGCUCACGGGAGGCCUGGUCCACCAGGAAAGGAUGGAUUACCUGGGCCACCAGGAGACCCUGGACCCCAAGGCUACCGAGGACAGAAGGGAGAAAGAGGGGAGCCUGGAAUUGGGCUUCCAGGGAGUCCGGGUCUCCCUGGGACUUCAGCUCCGGGUUUGCCAGGCUCACCAGGUGCCCCAGGUCCCCAGGGCCCCCCAGGACCUAGUGGAAGAUGUAAUCCAGAAGAUUGCCUCUAUCCCGUGUCUCAUGCCCGUCAGCGGACAGGUGGGAAAUAAACACACCUGGGGAAGACUUGACAUUGAGCUACCUUAAUACUCUCAAACCCUCAUGAUAUAUGGGUGGCUUUUUUUUGGUUUUUGUUUUUGGUAGGCCAGACAUUAAAAGCAACAAUUGGAAUCCUAUUCCUAUAGUAAUUGGGAUAGCAGAAUUUUCAGCUUUUCCCAAAUUCAUUCCAUAUGUUUUGCUUCACCAUUACUAUGAUUUUUAUUCAGGAUCUUCUAUGAACUAAGCAAGCAGAUCUUGUUAUUAGUUCUUCUUCAAGAUGAAAUUACAUCUUAUGAUUUAGUAGGCUGAUGGUGAUGUACAUUUUCUAGACUUAUCAACUUGUAUUUGGCCUUUGAUUUCUGAAUUUUAAAGUUCCAGACUUCAAGUUUUCUUGGAGUUUAAAUUUACCAUCAUUGCUAAAAAUUUCAACUUUUUUGACAUAGUGCAUUGCUCCUGCUCAAUGUUUUUUGAUGACUUUUAUAGCCGAAGAUUUCUUAUACCAUCCUAUGUCCAUCCUGCUUAUGCAGAGAAAUAGAUAGGCAAUAAGAGCUUCACUU
This is a messenger RNA of Odobenus rosmarus divergens (Pacific walrus), 3963 nucleotides long. It is a transcript of the gene COL19A1, whose product is annotated as collagen, type XIX, alpha 1. Lineage: Eukaryota; Metazoa; Chordata; Mammalia; Carnivora; Odobenidae. The transcript has 50 exons. Bases 1 to 3417 code for a protein of 1138 amino acids. The record is from RefSeq and is a predicted model, not a curated record.